CUGCUCUUCCCCAUCAGAGACCCCAGACGUGUACAUCGUGGAGCGGUUGUUCUCCAGCAGUCUGGUGGUGGUGGUCAGUCUCUCCAUCCCCAGACGGAUGAACGUCUACCACUUUAAGAAGGGAACGGAGAUCUGCAACUACAGCUACAGUAACAACAUCCUCUCUGUCAGACUCAACAGACAGAGGCUGGUGGUGUGUCUGGAGGAGUCAGUGUACAUCCACAACAUCAAAGACAUGAAGCUGCUGAAGACCCUUCUCAACACGCCCUCCAACCCCUCAGGUCUGUGUGCUCUGUCCAUCAACCAUUCCAACUCGUACCUGGCCUACCCAGGCAGCUCCACCAUCGGAGAGAUCAUAGUUUACGAUGCCAACAACCUGAGCACUCUCACAAUGAUCCCGGCCCAUGACAGUCCCCUGGCUGCUCUCACCUUUAACUCGUCAGGCACCAAGCUGGCCAGCGCCUCGGAGAGGGGUACUGUAAUCCGUGUGUUCUCCAUCCCAGAGGGACAGCGUCUGUUUGAGUUCCGCAGAGGGAUGAAGAGGUACGUCAAUAUCAGUUCCCUGUCCUUCAGUCCUGACGCCCAGUUCCUCUGUGCCUCCAGCAACACUGAGACCGUGCACAUCUUCAAACUGGAACAGCACGGACCCAGUGGAGAGGAGGAGUGUCCUACCUGGGGAUCCUACGUAGGGAAGAUGUUCUCUGCAGCCAGCAGCUACCUCCCAGCCCAGGUGUCUGGCGUGAUGAGUCAGGAAAGAGCCUUCGCCACUGUACGCCUCCUAGUGGCCGGGCAGAGGAACGUCUGUACCCUCGCCACGAUCCAGAAGCUUCCUCGUCUGCUGGUGGCCUCCUCCGACGGACAGCUGUUCAUCUAUAACGUCGACCCCCAGGAUGGAGGAGAGUGCUUCCUGGCUCAGAAACACAGAUUGUUUGGUGAGGAUGAGGACAAGGAGGAAGGGUUGGAGUCAGAAGGGUCAGAGGUCACGGUGCCCGUCCAGGCAUGUCCAUCAUACGCCGCCACUGUUGCCAUACCAGCCACCGGUCCAGUCACUACCACACUCACAGGUUACUCUGAGGAUGGUGGGGCUAAGAAGGGCGAGGUGAUCCCAGAACAUGAGUUUGCUGCUGGUCCCGUCUGUCUGGAUGAUGAGAAUGAGUUUCCUCCAGUGAGCAACCAGCAACUCUCCUAGCCUGGUCCUAUACAGAAACAGUAGUCAUGCUAACUCUCCUAGCCUGGUCCUAUACAGAAACAGUAGUCAUGCUAACUCUCCUAGCCUGGUCCUAUACAGAGACAAACUAGUCCCCUUCCCUACCCCCUACUCUCCUACAGACUAGUCCCCUUCCCUAACCCCUACUCUCCUGCAGACUAGUCCCCUUCCCUACCCCCUACACUCCCACAAACUAGUCCCCUUCCCUAACCCCUACUCUCCUACAGACUAGUCCCCUUCCCUACUCUCCUACAAACUAGUCCCCUUCCCUACCCCUACUCUCCUACAAACUAGUCCCCUUCCCUAACCCUACCCUCCCACAAACUAGUCCCCUUCCCUAACCCCUACCCUCCCACAAACUAGUCCCCUUCCCUACCCCCUACUCUCCUACAGACUAGUCCCC
Oncorhynchus gorbuscha (pink salmon) is the source of this 1610-nucleotide messenger RNA. Its product is annotated as WD repeat domain phosphoinositide-interacting protein 1-like. Gene Ontology annotation, cellular component: phagophore assembly site membrane; extrinsic component of membrane; cytosol. The transcript has 12 exons. The record is from RefSeq and is a predicted model, not a curated record. Gene Ontology annotation, biological process: protein localization to phagophore assembly site; nucleophagy; protein lipidation. The coding region runs from base 98 to 1189 and encodes 363 amino acids. Lineage: Eukaryota; Metazoa; Chordata; Actinopteri; Salmoniformes; Salmonidae. Gene Ontology annotation, molecular function: protein binding; phosphatidylinositol-3,5-bisphosphate binding; phosphatidylinositol-3-phosphate binding.